Molecule: messenger RNA, 1205 nt
Organism: Eurytemora carolleeae
Lineage: Eukaryota; Metazoa; Arthropoda; Copepoda; Calanoida; Temoridae
Exons: 7
Coding region: 1-330 (109 amino acids)
Source: RefSeq, a predicted model, not a curated record
AUGCCGGCACUAAGUAAUAAUAAUAAUCUAGGUGGUGUCUAUGUUUAUGUUAUUGGAGGUAGACUAACACCUCUUCAUCCAGAUAAAAUUCCUCCCCUCUCGAAUCUGGAAAAUUUCCCCUGCAUAGCAGCUCACACAGAUUCUGAAGAUAGCUUGGCUCAAAUAACAUGCAAGAUUAAGAGCUUGCCGAGAAAUCUGGGAUUAGAGCUUGCCUGGGGUCUACCUGCCAAAGGAUUAGAGCUUCUUACAAUGGAUCACCCAGACGUACUUUUUACAGAUAGAUAUAGUAUAGAAGAAGAGUAUAUUGAGGAUAUUGUAGAUAUAGUAUAGAAGAAGAGUAUAUUGAGGAUAUUGUAGAUAUAGUAUAGAAGAAGAGUAUAUUGAGGAUAUUGUAGAUAUAGUAUAGAAGAAGAGUAUAUUGAGGAUAUUGUAGAUAUAGUAUAGAAGAAGAGUAUAUUGAGGAUAUUGUAGAUAUAGUAUAGAAGAAGAGUAUAUUGAGGAUAUUGUAGAUAUAGUAUAGAAGAAGAGUAUAUUGAGGAUAUUGUAGAUAUAGUAUAGAAGAAGAGUAUAUUGAGGAUAUUGUAGAUAUAGUAUAGAAGAAGAGUAUAUUGAGGAUAUUGUAGAUAUAGUAUAGAAGAAGAGUAUAUUGAGGAUAUUGUAGAUAUAGUAUAGAAGAAGAGUAUAUUGAGGAUAUUGUAGAUAUAGUAUAGAAGAAGAGUAUAUUGAGGAUAUUGUAGAUAUAGUAUAGAAGAAGAGUAUAUUGAGGAUAUUGUAGAUAUAGUAUAGAAGAAGAGUAUAUUGAGGAUAUUGUAGAUAUAGUAUAGAAGAAGAGUAUAUUGAGGAUAUUGUAGAUAUAGUAUAGAAGAAGAGUAUAUUGAGGAUAUUGUAGAUAUAGUAUAGAAGAAGAGUAUAUUGAGGAUAUUGUAGAUAUAGUAUAGAAGAAGAGUAUAUUGAGGAUAUUGUAGAUAUAGUAUAGAAGAAGAGUAUAUUGAGGAUAUUGUAGAUAUAGUAUAGAAGAAGAGUAUAUUGAGGAUAUUGUAGAUAUAGUAUAGAAGAAGAGUAUAUUGAGGAUAUUGUAGAUAUAGUAUAGAAGAAGAGUAUAUUGAGGAUAUUGUAGAUAUAGUAUAGAAGAAGAGUAUAUUGAGGAUAUUGUAGAUAUAGUAUAGAAGAAGAGUAUAUUGAGGAUAUUGUAGAUAUAGUAUAGA